AUGGCAGAAAACAAUGGAGAGCUACUGCCAGGUACCAGUUUUCCGUAUGAUUCCUCUAAUGUUUUAUUAGGUAAAGGUGGCAGUGGUGCCGUAUUUCUUGCAAAACACCACGAAACAAUGGAGCUGAUUGCCGUCAAAAGAUGUUACAGGCGCAACAUUCAUAUAGAAAAUCGAACCUCAAACGGAAAGCGCUUCACAAGGCCGCUAAUUAGUAGUGCUGAUGGAACUACUGAUGGAUACAGAACAGAAUCGGGCUCCUAUCUGUUAGGCCAACGUUUUUUGGAGCGAAACGCUAUCGAGAAUGAGGAGGACAUGCGUGAAGAAAGUAACAUGGAGGCAUUAACUCUUUCUCAGCAAGGGGAAUCGCCCUCACGCUGCGUUAACACGCAACGAAAUGAAUAUAGUAGACAGUAUCCCGAAGGGACCAAGACGGUGGCGGAAGUGAAUGAAGUGGCUAUUCUUGAAACUCUGAGCCCACAUCCUCACAUCGUCCGCUAUCUUGGCAGGCACACCUCAUCUCGUAAUGUAACGUUUUUCGCAAUGGAGCUUAUGAAUAGCGAUAUAGCGCGAGAGGUCAGUCAAGGGAGUCGCGCUUUUAUGCGGGAGGAUGUAUGCACCGUUCUCAUUUUCUCCAUUCUCCUGGCUCUCCAUCACCUUCACAGCAAUGGGAUAGUCCAUCGUGAUGUGAAGCCGGGAAACAUUCUACUCAAGCGUGUUUCCGUGAAAAAAAUGCCAGAGGCACUUCCCAUUCUUCUUAGCGGGGUCGCGCCGAACGGGGAGGCCAGGGUGCAGGAGUCGGGAGAUGACUUAGCCUGGGUGAGGGCUACUCUAGGUGACUUCAGCGCUGCCCAUUUCAGUGCACAAACCGAAAUCGACCCUGAUAUUUUGGUAACACGCGGCACACUCCACUACAAGGCGCCGGAACAGCUCAUGGGAAAGCCUAUUGCUUCAUUCUCACCGUGCGAUAUGUGGGCACUGGGUUGCACAAUAUAUGAGCUCUAUACCGGCAAGCUGGCCUUUCCAGGUAGCAGCGGGCUGCAGGUUCAGCUUCAAAUAUUUAAGCAAAUGGGCAGCAGCUUUUCAAAAUUCCCUGCCCAAGAUUCAAACCCCGCAUUGUUUGAUAAGAUCCAGGCCUCAUCGGAUUUUGUGAAUCUUCUCCAAAAACUUCUGGUUCUCGAUCCAGCUCGACGGCUCUCUGCCCACGAAGCGCUUCAACACCCACUUUUCGCUGGAAUAAACGCCCUACUAAAAUUAAAAAUGAUGUCUAACGCGACAAAGGGGGCCACCUUCAUAUCCUUUCCGCUGAAGCUCCUUUACUCCCAGCUUCCUGACCUUAACACCUUCAAGGUACGGUUUCGGCCUGUCGCGUGGACGCCACACAAACGGCAACGCGCCAAAGUAGGGUUUACGGCUCGAGAAUCCCUCCCGCAAAUACGAGCGCCCGUCGAUUUAACCCCUGUCGAGGAAUCUGGCAACAAGCACCAGUCGUGGGAGAUUACUUCAAAUAUUAGCGACGCGAACAGUUUGCAUUGGAGCCAGGUUCGACCCCACCCGAACCAUACCCCUGCGGUAUCGGUGGAGCCCAAGCGUGAGGAGCACCGCACAAGCGGAUCACCCGAAAUGCAUUUUCCGAUGACCCUGGAGAGUGGCUCCGAGGUCCAUGAGGGGAGUCAUCGGGUAUCGCGAUGCCUCUCAGUGCUUACCAAAUCCCUCCGGUCAUCCCCGCAGAAGGGGGUGAUGUGCGUCGAUGGAUCGCACACUGAGGCUCCUCAAGGCAUCUCCUUCGAGGUCACGCCCAUGCCGUCGUCUUUAGAUGCUACAACGAAGCAGAUCAGGCGAAGAGGGAUGAUGAUGACGUUCGGAACGUCGCUUAUCGCUGGAAACCAACGCACCACCCAAGAAUUUGAGUUCAUAACUCGGCAAAGCUACUCUUCCUUUUACCGAGUCAGUGGUGACGCUUCUACGUCCCGUUUGCCCAGGAUGUCGUUCAGUUCUAGCAUCCGCAACAAUGCCUCGCUGGAUAAACUGAGUAGCCCUCCUUUAGCGCGCCAAUGCACAAGACGGUGCACCAUCUCGCAAAGCCGGUCGCCGGAGCCCAAUGCUCGGAAGGCAUUGUGCUUUGAAUCGCCCCGCUUCGCGUCGGAGUCCACGGAGCAGACUCUUGAAAAUGUCGACGGAAGCGCUGUCCCCACCAUCCCCUUGGCCGAAGAGGCGGCCUCCGCCUUGUUCGGACACCGCCCACGGCUCUCCACCGCGCUGCUGAGUUCACCUGGGCGACUGACGUUGAGCUGUCCUGGUCUGGGUGAGCCGAUGAGCGGUGGGGUCCCCUCUCCCCUCGCGGACGCUCGUACGCCCUCCCGCCUAAGCGACUGCGCCAGCUCCUGCUUCACCGCGACCUGCUCCCCGAUCGCAUUCUGCAAGGAAAUGCCCCCUUCGACGCGGGGGCCGGCGGUGGACGUCUUCAUGCCCCCGCCGCUACCGCUCACCCUCCCGCAGGGUCUCGCGCGGGGCCACGGCGCGCCCCCCUUACGGAUUCCUUCCAGGCCGCAGCGGCACUGCACGCCAAGUGCAGACCCCCACGACGGGAACGCCCCGGCCUCCGUCAGUGAGCCGCGGGGACGUAGUCGAAGCACACCGUCGGUGGUCCUCACGGAGUCCCACCUCGCGGGCCUCGCAGAGGGUGUCACGAAACGCGUGCGACUGGAGCCAUGCAGUUAA
Messenger RNA from Phytomonas sp. EM1, 2718 nucleotides. The record is from the annotation of a GenBank genome assembly. Lineage: Eukaryota; Euglenozoa; Kinetoplastea; Trypanosomatida; Trypanosomatidae.